Molecule: messenger RNA, 435 nt
Organism: Rotaria sp. Silwood2
Lineage: Eukaryota; Metazoa; Rotifera; Eurotatoria; Philodinida; Philodinidae
Source: the annotation of a GenBank genome assembly
AUGUCUAUCAAUAAAAAUAGUCUUUUAACAAAUCAUAAAUCGUUUUUCGAUCAUUAUCAAAAUGUUAAAAAUGAAGUGAAAGGAUUAUUAACAUUUCAUCCUAAAGAAUGGAUUAGUGCAUUUCGAUCAAAUUCAAAAUAUCCUUUAUUUGUACGCGGUGAUAUUGAUGGUUUUGUUUCGUUAUUUAUGAAUAAUAUAUCAACAUUACUAGCAAUUAUCUUAAGUUUACAACCCAUUUUAGGAGAUAAAAUUGUUUAUAGUAAGAUUCUACCUGGAACUGGAUUAGCCAUGUUAUGGGGUAAUUUUUAUUAUGUUUAUAUGGCUCGAAAACUUGCAUUUAAAGAAAAGCGUGGUGAUGUAUGUGUUAUGCCUUAUGGUAUCUGUACUCCAGGUGCAUUUGCGUUUAUUUAUGUCAUUAUAUCACCUACUUANUGA